AUGAAUGUCCCUUAUUCUAGCGAUGACUUUUCCGGGAAGGAUCCCCGGGCGGUAAAGGUCCCUUGUAUUCUUGGCGAUUGUACUAUUCAACUCUCGCACGCGACCACGUACGAGCCGCCUUUUUAUUUAUUCCCCGAACUCUUGAAAAAAGUCCCCCAGGGGACGCCUCCUUUGUGGGUGUGGGAUGCUGUGGCAGAUGUGGUGGAUGUCCAGAAUUCAUCUUGGCGGAUCGCCGAUAUGCAGGAACUCGCCUCCUCCUCCACGUCCUUUUCCCCUUCUGAGGGGGAGAAAAAGGGCGGUGGUGAGGGCUCAGAGAAGGGAAAUAGCGCGCGUUCGGCCGCCGUUCACACGCUGGCCUCGCUUAUUGCUUCCAAUCGCCUUCUUCAGGCGGGUCUAACACCGUCAGCGUUGUCAAAAGAUAAAUUUUCCGCUGCGAGGAUGCUGGAGGAGCUUGUGCGGCUUCAAUCUCGUGCGGGGUUGGGAAACGAGGAAGGAGCCGUCCUCAUGACGAAUCAUUUUGUUAAUCUUUUGGCCUGGCGAAAACUUUGCGAGGUCAACUAUGGCGCCGCGUUCGCGACUGGCAAGGAAGGGUUAACAUGUGAAAACGAAAAGACAAGGGAGAAGGAGGGAAAUUCGAGAAGACGCGCGCGCGUCAAGGAAGAGGAGGAGGAUCUUAUUGAUCGCAUGCGGCCCUGUAUGGAUCCAUGGUCUGACGAGAUCGAUGAUCCCGCCAACGCAGGGGUUUUCAUUUCAGGCCGGGAGGAGAAUGUUGAGCAAAAAGUAGAGCUGCUGGAGACGUUAUCGCAGCUUUAUGAGCGACCUUGGCGGCGGAUGCGCUCACAGGGUUGCCAAACUGAAUACAUCCUACCCCCUGGUACGAUGAAUGUUACGAACCCCUACGCUAAUGGGCAGCCUUUCCGUGAAAGAAGAGGCGAAGAAACGGUCGAUACUACUACACCUAAUAAUAAUUUUUUAAAGAUUAUAGAAAAUUUAGCUUCUCGUGCGGAGAAGUCGCAGCGAUUGAACAGCGGCUAUACGCUGUUAAUUCGCUCAACAACGCUUCCCGAGGUGGAGAAGCGACGAGUCGACUUCGAAGGCGGCGCUUUUAACACGAGAAAGUCGACCCUUCUUUUCGGGCGUUCGUCGGGGUUGCAGUAUGGGAUAUCCGGCGAUCCGAUUUACAUUGAUGUAGGGCUCAGCGUCUUUACAAGCCAUCCGCAGACACUCUCAACUCUACACUUUGCCCUUAUUAGGCGUUCGAAAAGGUGCGAUGAGAUGAAAGCGAAAAGCUUUCGCGAAUCCAUCUCUUCCUCUUCCUCGGAAGCAGCUCCAGGUAAUAAAUCCACAUCGAACCACCGCUAUAGCGAUGAGGAAAGCGAGCGAGUAUGUGUGGAAAAAUGUGCGAAUCCGAUUCAUCCUGAGGAUUUGCUGGAGUCUACGUUAUGGAUCAUAAAUUACGGUAGAAAUGAAGUUGCUGUCAUUCGUAAUAGCGAGGAGAGUUCUUUAGAAAAAACAAACCCUUCUUCUUCGCGGUGGAUACACAUUCACGAUGCCUUGCAGCUUCAGGCCGGCGAUGAAAUCGUUCUAGGCGAUGGUGAAAUCCGUAUCAGCCUCAUCACUACGCAUGAGCAAAGCAACAACUUAGACAGAGAAACUUUACGAAUAAAAAAUGAAGAAGAAGGAGACGGAAAAGAAACUCCACUUUCGGUCGUGAAGAAGGAAUGCAUGAUUGAGGAGGAGUGUGAGGUGUAA
Phytomonas sp. Hart1 is the source of this 1752-nucleotide messenger RNA. The record is from the annotation of a GenBank genome assembly. NCBI's taxonomy places the organism in Eukaryota, Euglenozoa, Kinetoplastea, Trypanosomatida, Trypanosomatidae.